UGGUGUGACUGUGAGAUCUCUAGCUCGGGUUAUUUUCCUCCGUCUACCGGUGGUAGUUGUGAGGUUUGAUAGUUCCUCGGUCAAUAUCCAUAAAGUUGAGCAGUGACUGGUGUUAAUCUGAUGGAGUAGUUUUUUGGACAAGCCUUUUUACAGGAACUUGAUCGCAUGGUUUAUCGAAAACAUCAUUUUUAUUUGGCAAUGCUAGUUCUCGGCAAGCUGUUUUCUUCCGGUUUCUAGUUCCCACGUGUUGUAAAUUGAAUUAUAUGAAGCCAGUAAGCAAACAGUCAAUCCAUGGGUAUUUGAACUCGAGUAUCCAGGAAAAAGCCAAAUUUUUUAUGGAAGAACAAGAAAUCCUUUUGAAUAGCUUGUGAUAAUAGGAAGACCCUAUAUCUUGAAAUUCAUUCAUCAGGUUGAUGAUAAAAUACACGGAUGUUCUAGUGGACAUUAUGCACUUGUUAUACAUCAACCUUUUAGAGGCCGUUCUAAGCAUGUGUCCCAACGAAUACCAACAAGUGGAGUUAAUGCUAUAUCUCAUCCUUUCCUUAGUAGAGUUUCUCCCUAAACAAAAUACCGAUUCAAGCCCCUUUACUAGGUUAGGCAAUCUUGGAUGCCCUUACUCCCAAAAAGUUGCUGGUUGGGAUCGUGAAACUCUCACUCGAAAAGUAAGCUGGUCUUUGUUUAGUCAUAAGGAUAAAUCGUUCUUAUUAGUUUUGUAUUGUAUGUUAGUGUUCUCGGUGUUUCUUCUUCUUCUUUUCUCUCGUUGUUUAGUUUUUCGGUCUUUCCUACUACUAGUUUUUCUUGUAUCUUCAAUCAAAAACAAAAUUUGGUAUAUUAUUUGAAUAUUUACACAGAAAUUAUAAGAGAUAAAAAAAACUAAUAGAAUAAAAGAAAGAAAUAAAAGAGAGAACGCAAAAGACAUAAGUUUGAGGUUUCGUUAUCUUGUCUUAUUAUUCAAGUCUUUGUCUUCUUUUUCGAUGUACUCAAUAAGUUCUAUCUGCAAUAUAAAGAAUUAUAUGUAGUAUAUUAUUUUUAUUUUUAGAUUUUGAAAAACUAAAAGUAUACAUGAAUUUAAAAAUUUUUUAAAUAAUUUAACCUGAUUAUCCGAGCCCGAACCAGAAGCAAAAUCUAUAUAUAUCCGUAUGAGACUAAAUUUUUUAAUCCCAAAAACUCAAAAUCCAAAUAUAUCCGACCGAAUUUAAAUGGGUACUCAGACACCCAUCCCUAAAUAAAUUAUUUUAGGACUAUUCGAGAGAAUUGCCUAUUUGAUAUUCUAGAAUUAAGAAAACUAACAUUAAACCAUAAUGAAAGAAAACUUUUUUUUUUGUCAAAUUUUUUUAACCUUCUUUUCGUAGCAGCCCUCUGGCCAAGUCUAUCAAAUUAUCAAUUAGCAAGCUAAAAUCUGUUCUUUUUUUAAAUUAUACUAGCUAACUUCAAUCAGCUUCGAGGAGAGAACAUGGCAAACCCUCAUUUAUCAGAUUCUUGGGAAGUGGCGCUUAACCGUUUUCUUGCUACAUCUUCAAAAUUUGAGGAACUGCCAGGUGAAAAUAGCUUUAGCACAAUGCUACGGAAAUUGAAGUGUUCUUUGCUGGCUGGAACUAAGGUGCUUGCUGAUGCGGAACAGAAAGCUUAUGAUGUUAAAGGAGUAAAGAUGUGGCUCACUGAAUUCCAAGAUGCUUCCUUCUUUGCAGAGAAUAUUCUCGAAGACGUAUCAACAAAAGUUUUACGAGACGAAAAAUAUUAUUUAUGGACACCAAAACUGGAACUAAACCUUGAUGCUGAGCUCCAGGAAAAGAUGGAAGGCGUAGUUGCACUACUGGAACACCUUGUGGGUCAAAUUAAAGUGCUUGGACUGUCGGUAUAUGCACAGUGGAAGCCAAGGUCACACACGAGUCCUCUUUUUCAUCACGUAGAAGCAGUUGGGCGAGAGGCAGAUAAGCUAGCAUUUACCAACUUGCUACUUUCUGGUGAUAAAGUAUCCUGUGGAACUCCGAAUGUUAUCUCAGUUAACGGAAUGCCAGGGAUUGGCAAGACUACGCUGGUACAAGCCGUUUACAAUGACGAGAGUGUGACCAGGCAUUUUGAUCAUAAAGUGUGGAUCAAUGUUGGGAAACAGUUUGAUGUCUUCAGGGUGACCAAAGACGUUCUCCACAAAGUAAGUUCUGGAGCAGUUAACACUGAGGAUCAUCUAUCUUCACUUCAAGUUCAGCUGAUGGAAACACUUGCAGGGAAGAGGUUUCUACUUGUUUUAGAUGAUUUUUGGUCUGAGAAUAGUUCAAAAUGGCAACUUUUCCUUACUUCUUUUACUGGCGUAUCAGAAGGAAGCAGGAUUGUUUUAACUACCCAAAAUGAUAUUGUCAGUUUUGUCAGGAAGGCAGCAGAAACCUACCGGCUGAGGCUGAUGACUGAUAUAGAAUGCUGGGAGCUGAUCUGCAGUUCUGUAUUUGGGUGUAAGUUAGUAAAUUAUAUAGACCAAGAACUAGAAAGGACUGGCAAAAGGAUCGCAGAACAAUGUAAGGGCCUGCCAUUAGCAGCCACAACUAUCGCACGUCAUCUCCGGUCCAGGCCAGUUCUUAAAGAAUGGAAUGAUGUGUCAGACAAUUUCUUGUACUACACUUCCGGUGUCCUUGAAGUUCUUAUGCGGAGCUAUGAUUCUCUCCCUUGUCACCUUAAGCGAUGUUUUGCCUUCUGCUCCAUCUUCCCAAAGGGUUACGUAUUUAAUAGGAAUAACUUGGUGCUGCUAUGGAUGGCAGUUGACCUCGUAUACCAACCCGAGAGCAACCAAAGAUCGGAAGACACUGGUAACGAGUACCUCGAAGAUUUAGUUGCUAGAUCUUUUCUCCAGCCAUUGGACGACAAGAAAACGUUUACAAUGCACGAUUUCAUGAAUGAUUUAGCCAAAACUGCUGCAGGAGAGCUUUGCUUCAGACUGGAGGACAACAAUUUGUUGCAGAUACCAGAGAGGGUCAGACAUCUAUCAUUUUGUGGAAAUCAAUGGGGUUCUUCUGUAGCCUACACUCUCACCCGUGGUAACUAUCUAAGAACCUUUCUUCCUCUAGUUGUCCCGCCACCACCUUCUGGGUCUUCUGAACUUGCAAAGAACGCUCUAUAUCCAUUGCCAAACUUCUCAGAACAGGCAUUGAUGUAUCUGCGUAUUCUUGACUUGUCUCACUACCGUAUAACAGUCCUUCCUAAAUCAUUCGAGGGACUACAGCAGCUGCGAUAUCUAGAUCUUUCCAACACCCAAGUGCAAGAACUUCCAGAGUUUUUGUUCAUCCUCCGUAAUCUACAGACGCUUUUCUUGUCAAAUUGCCGUCAACUCAGAAGACUGACAGCAUACAUAACAAAACUCAUCAGCUUGCGUUAUCUGGACCUCUUAGGGACUCCAUUAGUAAAGAUGCCACAAGGAAUUAGUAACCUUCGAAGCUUGCAGAAUCUGUCAAAUUUUGUUAUUGGAAAUCUGAGUGGUGCGGGACUCCAAGAACUGAGAAAACUCUCUCAUCUUCGAGGGACACUUCACAUCUCUGAGCUGCAAAAUGUGGUCUCCGUUGGAGAGGCAAGUAACCCUGGUUUAGGAGAGAAGCCACUCCUCAAGAAUUUGGUCCUCACAUGGACUAUGGAAACUUCUGGUUCCAAUAAGAUAAGUUGUGACCAACGUGAGUUGCUUAAAAUGCUGCAACCUCAUCAUAACUUGGAAACGGUUAGCAUAAACUCUUAUUGGGGUGCGACAUUUCCUAAUUGGUUGGGAGAUAUUUCAUUCAACAGAAUGACGUCUGUCUCUUUGACUAGCUGCAGUCUCUGCAUAUUGCUGCCGCCACUGGGACAGCUGCCUCACCUCAGGGAUCUCAGCAUUGAGAAAUUCAAGAUAUUGAAGAAGGUUGGUGUAGAGGUUUUCUACGGUAAGAACGACACAUUCUCUUCCCUAGAACCGUUUCAAAACCUUCGGACUCUAAGUUUCUACGAGAUGCCAAGAUGGGAAGAAUGGUGUUGUCCUGAACUAGAAGGUGGGAUCUUUCCACGCCUUAAUAAACUGACCAUAAGAAGUUGCCCCAACCUCAAGAAUAUUCCAAAGGAGCUCCCAAAAUUCACUCACGUUACUACUAUCUGGGAUUCCAGUUUACGAAGUGAGGAGUAUUAUACUACAGAACCAUCAUUGUCUGAAAAAGAUGGUUCUGGAAGUCUGAGAGUACUACAUAUUGAAGGAUGUCCCGGAUUACUAUAUCUGCAACAAAGCUCGUCCCAGAACUAUGAAGAUAUAGCUGUAGCCACAAAGCCAUAUCAGGAAGAUCACUCAUAUAGGUUGACUACACUCUCAAGUGAUGCUGGUAGCACUUCUGGAAAAAAGAUGCCUCAAGAAGACCAAGAUGACACGGGUUUAGAGAGUUAUAAAGUGACAACAGUUCCUGAGCUAGGAAAUCUUACUGAAAGUCUGAGAGUACUACAUAUUGAAGGAUGUCCCGGAUUAAUAAAUCUGCCCGAGAGCUUGUUGCAAGAUUGUCCCGGUCUCGAGGAACUUUUACUCAUUGACUGCCAUUCCCUGGAGGCCAUUCCUGGAGGAUACCCUUCCACCACUUUGAAAACCCUGUACAUAAGAGAUUGCAUGAAGCUGGAAUUUAUACAAAGUCUGCAGACAAUGCUCAUAAUCCCGCAGCUCGAGGAUCUCUACAUAGGCAGCAGUUGCCGCAAUCUCUCUUCAUUCCCGUUAGUUCUUUUCCCAAAUCUCAAAAGCCUUUCAAUAAGAGACUGUGAGCAAUUUAGCUCCUUCACCGUCACCUUGGCUGGUGGUGAUGCUGAUCUAGCUCUUGAGGCCUUGGAGAUUACGGAUUGCCAGAAGCUGGAGUUCUUCCCAGAAGGAGGACUAAGGACACUGAAACUCACAUCAAUUUUAAUCUCAAAUUGUAGGAAUCUUAAAGGGCUGCCUGCAAAAAUUGCCACCCUCACUUCUCUUGAAUCGAUUCAUAUAAACGAAUGUCCUAAACUUGAGGCCAAUCCAUUCUGGGGUUUCCCCAAAAGUCUUCAAACGCUUUGCAUCAGUCGCUGUCAAAAGCUCAGACCAAAAGAGAAUUGGUUAAUGAGUUACCUUGGUAACUUGCGUGAUCUUGAGAUCGAAGGAGGAAAUGAUGACACUGAAUCAUUUCCAGAGGAAGAGCUCCUGCCUCGGGGUCUUUACUCACUACGCAUAAGCGAAUUCAAAAGUCUCCGGACUCUCAAUUACAGAGGACUUGAAGGCUUACCAAAACUGGGGAUACUAGAAAUCAGCGGAUGUGGUAUGUUAGAAUCACUUCCAGAAGAAGGCCUUCCUUCGUCCCUAUCUCUACUGCGCAUAAAUGAUAGUCCUAUAUUGAAAGAAAAGAUUUCUAGACAAGACAUGGAAUGGUUCAAGAUCAGGCAUAUCCAGUUGGUGGAGAUUGAUGGUGAACAACUCAUGCGUGGAAGGAAGAAUACUGAAUCUCUCUCUCCUAAGAACAUGUAUAUUACAGAGAUGCCCUAACUGCGUAUUCAGAUCCAGAAAUCUUCAAUGUCAUUGAAGUCCCUUGUACCACUCUAUUUUCGUGAGCAUGAUGUUGAAAGACUGAAAGUACAUUAUAGAAAUGGUUUGAUACACUCGAUCUUGUAAUUUCAUAAAUAACAGUAAGUUCAUUGAAACUGCCUGUAAAAGUAAAAAAUUACAAUUUCUCAAUCUAUUAUUGCAGUUUAGUGCA
Brassica napus (rape) is the source of this 5699-nucleotide messenger RNA. Its product is annotated as putative disease resistance protein At3g14460. Bases 1454 to 5488 code for a protein of 1344 amino acids. The record is from RefSeq and is a predicted model, not a curated record. The transcript is spliced from 2 exons. Gene Ontology annotation, molecular function: ADP binding; protein binding. Gene Ontology annotation, biological process: defense response to other organism. Lineage: Eukaryota; Viridiplantae; Streptophyta; Magnoliopsida; Brassicales; Brassicaceae.